Messenger RNA from Mercenaria mercenaria, 1667 nucleotides. Its product is annotated as interferon-induced protein 44-like. Lineage: Eukaryota; Metazoa; Mollusca; Bivalvia; Venerida; Veneridae. The transcript is spliced from 8 exons. The record is from RefSeq and is a predicted model, not a curated record. The coding region runs from base 58 to 1407 and encodes 449 amino acids.
GAUAAACCAGCACUUGUAAAAGAGGAUGAACUGAUUUAUGCAAGUUUGAAAAACGAAAUGCACUUGGUGUGCUUCGUUCUAGGAACUUCAAACUUAGACACUAUGACCGACAAACGGCGUUCACAAAUCAAUGACAUAAAAAGCUGUGUCAACAAGAAGGGUUUACCAAUGGUUGUUGUUGUAACAAAAUUUGACGAAUUCAGUGAAAAAUUAUUGGAAGAUGCAAGCCAAGUUUAUAGAUGUAUGGAGGCUCAUGAUGCUAUAAAGAGGGUGUCAGACUUCUUUGGAAUACAGGAAAAGUAUAUUUUCCCAAUUGUGAAUUACAUAAAUGACAACGAAAUAAAAGAAGGCAAGGACAUGCUAGCACUACAGGCUUUAGAUGUCAUGGUUAGACUGACAAAUGACUACCUAGAAAUGCAUAAAGAAAAGACGUCAAAAGUUGAAAGUUGGGCAGAACGAGCAAACAAGUUACUUAUUCGAAGACUUAUAGAAGAGAAACAUGCUGUGCUUACUAACCUAUGGAAAGAAAUGACUGCGCUUGGCGAUAAUACACUACGUAUCUUAUGUGUUGGAGCAGUAAAUAGUGGUAAAACGAGUUUCGUUGAUUCCAUAUUAUCGACCUUAAGAGAUGAGAUAUACUCAAAAGCAUCAGGAGGGUACGCAACAGGCGGAAACUCAGAGCUCAGCAAUAAUGUGUCCACAACUGAGGAGAUGUAUCGAUUUAGAUACAAACAGAAAUUAGAAGAGGAAGAUAAACUGUGCAGUAGUAGUGUAUUUAUCGGGGAUUUACCUGGUUUUCAAGAAAAUUUGGGAAUACAGUUGGAAGCCGUCAAAUAUGUAGUUCAGGGUCACGUACCAAACAGUUACAAAAUUAAAUACGGAAUAAGCAGGGAUUCUGCUAAAUUCAAGAAGCACCCCGAGAAGAAAGACAAGGUGAAAUGUGUUUGUUUCAUUUUUGACAUUUCUACGCCUGCUGACGAAUUGCCAGGUAAAAUACAGGAAGCACUCAAGAAUCUUCAACGUUGGCUCCUUGGUAAAAAGAUUCCGUACAUUGUCAUCCUGACAAAAUGUGACCUGUUGAACGCCGAGAUAGGGGAAGGGAAGUAUCAGGUAUUUGAAAACAACACUUUAAAAGAAAACAAAGACAAACUCAUAAAGAUGUUUGGCUUCAAACAAAGCAAAAUGUUCCCAGUUGUUAACUAUAUACAUGAAGAUACAGUGGUACCGGAGAGCGACGCUUUACUUAUAGCGGCUCUUAAGGAAAUUCUGAAACUUGGAAAAGAGUAUUUUGAGGAUUCAGAUGAUAAAGUUACUGAUGAAAGUGAUAACGAAGAAAAGGGAUCAGACGAUUGCGAGACAAACAAAGCCAACAGCUGGUUAAUUGACAUAUUCAAAAGCCUCUUCUGAUUUUAUUUUAAUCAUAAAAAGACGAAACACAGAAAAUGUCAUAAACAUCUAUUCUUCUGAAGUAUCUCGAUUAACAACAUAAAUUUAGGUCCUGAGUUUUUAACCAGACAUUAUGAUCAGCGAACAUUUUUUAUAAAAUGGCGUGUUUUAUGUAUAAAAUGGCGAAUAAUUUACAUCCAAACUGUAUUUGUGAAAUGUACAUGCACAAACCCCAAGCUAAUGAUACUUCUAUCACUUUGAAAUAAAAAAAACAAGAAUUU